ACAGAAACAUUAUACAAAACCCGAUGUAUGAUGCAAACCUAGCCCACACUGACGUCCUAUACACAUCCAAAGAGGAUGAGUCUGGAGACAGAAAGGAAGACGCUGGGACCCGAAACGUUCGGUCUGAACAAUCAAUGAGCACUGAAUCAAACGGUUCUUGGCAUGAGUCCUUUCAGACGCCUCUCGGAAUUGACGUCCACAGCCAUGGUAACCAUGGCGAUGGCACUGAGAAGGGUUCAUCAGUAAUGUACGAAAACCUAGGCGACAGAAACAUGAAACACAACCCGAUGUAUGCUGCAACUCAAGAAGACACUGACGUCAUAUCCCCAUCCAAGGAGCAUGAACCUGGAGAGGUUCAUUCAGAGAGAAAGGAAGGCAUUGGAACCCGUAGAGUUCGGUUUGAACAAUCGAUAAGCACUGAAUCACACGGUUCUUGGCACGAGUCCUUUCAGACAUCCUUAGAAGCAAACAACAGACAAGUUAACCAUGGUGACGUCAAUGAGAUUGGUUCAUUCAACAAGUACGAAAACCUAGGGAAGUACCAUACACUUGAAAAAGAAAAGAAAGGAGCUUUCAAAGAUGGUACUGAUAUUCUGAUAAGUAGUGGACGAGAUGGAAAUCCUAUAAUAAGAGCCAUGUUUGGAAUUAUUUCCGGGCUUUUAACCGGAGCGAUAUUCGUGGUAAUUCUUCGGUUUACUUUCGACUAUACCUAUUUUCAAGCAGGAAUCAUCACUGUAGUCUACACGGUGAUCGUUUGCAUCGGUCUCGCCUUGUCCUCCAUCUGCCGAUGCAUCAUGGCCGUUCUUGUACCGAACUUUUUCACGGGUAAAGGACGGGUUAUUAUAUUGUCGAUUAUCUUUGGAGUGAUGCUAUCAGGACCAAUCGCGAAUAUCUCCCACAAUUUCAAGGAGAGCGGAAACAGUUUGGCAUGCAGCAUUGAUUUGAUCAACACCCAGCUUCAGGUUUUGCAAAGAAAACUUGAGGAACCUGUAAAAGAUAUGGCCCUAUAUGUCAACAAACAGAAAGAAGUAUUUCGUAUUCGCUGCACAUCGUUCAAUAGUGGAAGCACAGAGUACUCUCGAGGAAAUUAA
This is a messenger RNA of Dreissena polymorpha, 1091 nucleotides long. RefSeq lists its product as uncharacterized. The transcript has 4 exons. Lineage: Eukaryota; Metazoa; Mollusca; Bivalvia; Myida; Dreissenidae. The record is from RefSeq and is a predicted model, not a curated record. Bases 24 to 1091 code for a protein of 355 amino acids.